UAAUUUAAACCAAAAAUCCAAAAAACGGAAAUCAUAUCGAACGAUAGCCACGAAUUGGAAGCAGUGGAAACAAUGAACCUUCUAAGCCAAGCUCCCGCCGGAGCUUUAUCGGCAACUCAUCGUUGUUCCCUCAAAUUCACCAACCCUAUUCCUCCUCUCUUCUCCCACCGCCGGCCCACUAAAGUCUCCACUACUAACCCAAUUCACGGCCCAAAAAAUCGCCCUAAACCCCUCACUCUUGCUAACGCUGAAUCGUCUUCCGGCGCCGGCGCUCCUCGUCAAACUAAUACUGCUACUACUAGUACUAGUGGAUCAAAUAAUGGGUCAACUUCUUUCGGCUCAGAUGAUGGAAUCACUUUCGUGGGCCAAGAUACUGUUCCUCUUGAAGGUGUUAUCCAGUUUGAGAAACCCGAUUCUUCUUCCUUUAGUGAUAAACUCAACAAAUGGGGUUGGGUGGCAUUGUUAGCUGGUGGAGAUGUAGCGGCUCUAUUGUUGUUCUCGGCAAUUGGAAGGUUCAGUCAUGGCUUCCCUGUAUUUGAUCCCGACACGCUGCGAACUUCUGAUCCUUUCAUUGCUGGUUGGUUUUUGAGUGCAUAUUUCCUUGGAGGAUAUGGGGAGGAUGGUCGAGGAAAAAAUGGUCUUUUUAAGGCUUUCAUUGCUGCUACCAAAUCAUGGUCAUUAGGCAUUCCGGUGGGUUUAGCUAUAAGGGCUGCCUCUGUGGGUCAUAUACCACCAGUCAACUUCAUAAUAGUUACCAUGGGGAGUACUGCUGUAUUACUUAUCGGAUGGAGGACGCUCUUGUUCAGCAUCUUACCAAAGGACCAACCGAAGAAGAAUGAUGUUUAUAAGAGCGGAAGCCCUUUUGAACUUUUUGAGUUGCUAACAUCAUUGGUAAGAAGAUGGUGAUUAUGGUAGCAGUGCACGCGACAUUUUAUUUCGAUUAUAUUCUUUCAAAAGGAAAUUUUCCUGUAUGUACAUGUGAUUUCUCAUUAUAAGUAGAUGUACGACACUGAAAGUUGAGCAAUGCGUCUGAAUAGCGAUGGAAGAAAAUACAGUUUCAUCCUUUUCUCAUUAUA
Molecule: messenger RNA, 1076 nt
Organism: Nicotiana attenuata
Lineage: Eukaryota; Viridiplantae; Streptophyta; Magnoliopsida; Solanales; Solanaceae
Exons: 5
Coding region: 73-906 (277 amino acids)
Source: RefSeq, a predicted model, not a curated record